Molecule: messenger RNA, 5046 nt
Organism: Sorex araneus (European shrew)
Lineage: Eukaryota; Metazoa; Chordata; Mammalia; Eulipotyphla; Soricidae
Gene: DYRK1A
Product: dual specificity tyrosine phosphorylation regulated kinase 1A
Exons: 12
Coding region: 136-2427 (763 amino acids)
Biological process (GO): protein autophosphorylation; peptidyl-threonine phosphorylation; peptidyl-serine phosphorylation
Cellular component (GO): nucleus
Molecular function (GO): transcription coactivator activity; protein serine/threonine/tyrosine kinase activity; ATP binding
Source: RefSeq, a predicted model, not a curated record
GCGGCGGCCCGACGCGGCGACCGGCGAGGGAGCGGCGCGAGCGCCCCGCCAGCGGCCCGUGUUCUAGUUUUGCUGCCGGACUCUUCCCUCCCUCCCCCCACCCCAUCACGAUGAUAUGAGACUUGAAAGAAGACGAUGCAUACAGGAGGCGAGACUUCAGCAUGCAAACCUUCAUCUGUCCGGCUCGCACCGUCAUUUUCAUUCCAUGCUGCUGGCCUUCCGAUGGCUGGACAGAUGCCCCAUCCGCAUCCGUACAGUGAGCGCCGCCAGCCGAGCCUGAGUGACCAGCAGGUUUCUGCCUUACCCUACUCUGACCAGAUCCAGCAGCCGCUCACCACCCAGGCGAUGCCUGAUGUUGUCAUGUUACAGAGGCGGAUGCCCCAGACCUUCCGAGAUCCAGCGACUGCUCCCCUGAGAAAACUUUCUGUUGACUUGAUAAAAACAUAUAAGCAUAUUAAUGAGGUUUACUAUGCAAAAAAGAAGCGGAGACACCAGCAGGGCCAGGGAGACGACUCGAGUCAUAAGAAGGAGAGGAAGGUUUACAACGAUGGCUAUGAUGACGAUAACUAUGACUAUAUCGUAAAAAACGGAGAAAAGUGGAUGGAUCGUUACGAAAUCGAUUCAUUAAUCGGCAAAGGUUCCUUUGGACAGGUUGUGAAGGCCUAUGACCGUGUGGAGCAAGAAUGGGUUGCCAUUAAAAUCAUAAAGAACAAGAAGGCGUUCCUGAACCAAGCCCAGAUAGAAGUGCGGCUGCUCGAGCUGAUGAACAAACAUGACACUGAGAUGAAAUACUACAUCGUGCAUUUGAAACGCCACUUUAUGUUUCGAAACCAUCUCUGUUUAGUGUUUGAAAUGCUGUCAUACAACCUCUAUGACUUGCUGAGGAACACGAAUUUCCGAGGCGUCUCUUUGAACCUAACGAGGAAAUUUGCACAGCAGAUGUGCACUGCACUGCUUUUCCUCGCGACUCCAGAGCUUAGUAUCAUUCACUGUGACCUCAAACCUGAGAAUAUCCUCCUCUGCAACCCCAAACGCAGUGCAAUCAAGAUCGUUGACUUCGGCAGUUCCUGUCAGCUGGGGCAGAGGAUAUACCAGUAUAUUCAGAGUCGCUUUUACCGGUCUCCAGAGGUGCUCCUGGGAAUGCCUUAUGACCUUGCGAUUGACAUGUGGUCCCUGGGGUGUAUCCUGGUGGAGAUGCACACUGGGGAACCCCUCUUCAGCGGGGCCAACGAGGUAGAUCAAAUGAAUAAAAUAGUGGAAGUUCUGGGUAUCCCGCCUGCUCAUAUUCUCGACCAAGCACCAAAAGCAAGAAAGUUCUUUGAGAAGUUGCCAGAUGGCUCUUGGAACUUAAAGAAGACCAAAGAUGGAAAACGGGAGUAUAAACCACCGGGAACCCGCAAGCUCCAUAACAUCCUGGGCGUGGAGACGGGCGGCCCCGGCGGGCGCCGUGCCGGGGAGUCGGGACACACGGUGGCCGACUACUUGAAGUUCAAGGACCUCAUCCUCAGGAUGCUGGACUACGACCCCAAGACGCGGAUCCAGCCCUACUAUGCGCUGCAGCACAGCUUCUUCAAGAAGACGGCCGACGAGGGCACCAACACGAGCAACAGCGUGUCUACCAGCCCCGCCAUGGAGCAGUCCCAGUCCUCGGGGACCACGUCCAGCACAUCUUCCAGCUCAGGCGGAUCGUCAGGGACGAGCAACAGCGGCCGCGCCCGGUCGGACCCCACGCACCAGCACCGGCACAGCGGCGGGCACUUCACGGCCGCCGUGCAGGCCAUGGACUGCGAGACGCACAGCCCCCAGGUGCGUCAGCAGUUUCCUGCCCCCCUCGGCUGGUCGGGCCCUGAAGCGCCUCCACAGGUCACUGUGGAAACUCAUCCCGUUCAAGAAACGACCUUCCACGUCGCCCCUCCGCAGAACGCAUUGCAUCAUCACCACGGAAACAGCUCCCACCACCACCACCACCACCACCACCACCACCACCACCACGGACAGCAGGCCUUGGGGAGCCGGACCAGGCCGAGGGUCUACAGCUCUCCCACCAAUAGCUCCUCCACCCAGGACUCCAUGGAGGUGGGCCACAGCCACCACUCCAUGACGUCACUGUCUUCCUCCACCACGUCCUCCUCGACAUCUUCCUCCUCCACCGGGAACCAAGGCAAUCAGGCCUACCAGAACCGCCCCGUGGCUGCUAACACCUUGGACUUUGGACAGAACGGGGCCAUGGACGUGAAUUUAACCGUCUACUCCAACCCCCGCCAAGAGACUGGCAUAGCUGGACACCCGACGUACCAGUUCUCCGCCAACCCGGGCCCUGCACAUUACCUGGCGGAGGGACACCUGGCCAUGCGGCAGGGGGCGGACAGGGAGGAGUCCCCCAUGACGGGGGUGUGCGUGCAGCAGAGCCCCGUCGCCAGCUCGUGACUACGUUGAAACUGGAGUUUGUUUCUUGUGUGUUUUUAUAGAAGUGGUGUUUUUUUUUCCAAAAAACAAAGUGCAAAGCUGCUUGAAUCAGAAGGAGAUUAACACACUGAACCGCUACAAGAGGGCAGAGCUGACUUUUUAUUUUCACUUGAAAGAUCGCAAAGGGACAGUGAAGUUUCCGAAGGAGCCAUGUCCGAGCCCAUCUUCACGGAUAGCUCAGAGGUGUCCUCUCCCUGCCGCCCCCAUUCUAACCUGCCACAUCCCGGUCAUGGGGGGUGUUUUUUUGUCUUUCUGUUCCACAAGUUCAUGUUCAGAUGUUGGUCUUGGUCAUUUGCCAACUUUCUUUUUUCUUUUUUUUUUUUUUAAGGCACUGCACAUAACUUGCAUACAGGGCCCUGGGAGGGUGUUUUCCCCUUUUGGUUCCCCCCCCCUUUUUUUUUUGUUUUGUUUUGGGUGGGGGGUGGGAAUUUUGGGUUUUAAAGUCCUCCAAACACACUUGGGCACGGAAAUGCAGUACUGUAAGGAAGAGGGCCCUCAGCUCACACAGACAUCACCGUCGCUGUCGGAAGGGACGGUGGCGUUGGCGCCGGGAAGGCGCAGGAAGCACGCGGAGUGGCGGGGUCAGGGCUCUCCUGUCUGGAGCCGCGAGGAGCAGAGCAGCAGGUCCACGGAGGCCGCGGAGAGAGUGACGCAGCGUGACCGGUCUGCUCACCGAGGUGCACUGGGAAGCAAUCAACGGGUCAGCCGUGGCCAGUCCCGGGGGGUGGGGCGGGGAGGGGGGUCUGAGUGGUGGUCUUUGGGAUAACCUUUGGCCUUAUGGAUUUGGACUCGAAACGAGAAGAGCCUACCAUUUCAGAUGCAAUCACGCUGGACAUGCUUUCGCAGACAGUCCUUAAUGCUGAAAACACAGAGGAUGGGUAAUUCAAGAGGCCUUUCUUUUCCAGUAGACUUUUGUGACCCACUCAUUGUAAGGUAUUGCGAGGUCACUUUGCGUGUGUCAUAAAGUUGACUUCCUUCUCGGUUGAAGGUCACAGAAGUAGUGGUUUGCUUUGACGGAAAUAGCUACCGCUGUGUCCCUUCCUGCUUUUUACUUUUGCUUUUGCUUUUCUCGGCACGUGGUAUCUCCACCAUUUCUUCUGCACAAAGAUGUCUUCUGUUCAUCCUGAACAUUUUUUAAAAAAUGCAGAAUUUUAUGUGACUGCUUUUUUGCCUCACAAUUAUGCUGUGAAUUUUACAAAAAUUUAUUUUCUUUUUUGAUAAUUUAUUGUACCAAAGCUGUUUUUAUAGCACAUAGAUGUCUGUAACCAAUAAUGUAGCAGUUCUGCACUUUGACACAAGGUGUAACUAGACCAUUUUUAAAUGUCAGUUGAAAAUUAUGGCUGUACUAUUGCUUAAACAAAACUGGAACUGUUGUUGAAUCCAUAGCCAAUACAUUUACAGCAAUCUGUGUACUGAGCAUAGACCGACACCCAACUCGAGACCACCACAUUGGUUACAUUAUCACCAUGUCCAGGCUUCUGAAGGCAGAGGGACCCUGGACCCGGGCGCUUUGGAGCCGGCAGCCGGUCCUUGUGUUCCCCAUUAGCCUACUCGUACCCUUGACAGCGCGGCCUCGCCGGCCCCGAGAGGUUGCUGUCUGAGCGGGAGUAAAGCAGUCACCGUGACCGAGGGGACGGGCCGGCGCCUCGCCUUGAGAUGCUGCUGCCUUAACGUAACGCAGUCCGGCAGUCACUCCAUUUGUGUUCCCCCUUUUCAAUUGGCCCAUUUUCGGGUGUUGUGUUUUUGAGCGGUUGACUUGGGAGAAUGAAGAGAAGUGGUUUUUCCCUGUCCGGAGCGAGAGGAGCCUAGGAAGGAAGCAGUGACCCACCCCUGCCGCGCACCCACCCCGGGCCCACGCCGGGCGCAGCCAGUGUCCUGGGGACAGAAGCAGGUUUCCCUGAGCACGGCGGCGGAAGGAAGGCCGAGGACCACGUGGACGUGAACGCAAGCUUGGAGAUGACCCGUUUUUAGGAACCACACCACCUUUUUUUGUUGUUGUUAAUCAGGAAAUCCAUAUUUAUUUUGUAAUUAAAUGUCAAGCCUGUGGAUGGAUUUUUGAACUCGGUGGCCCCAAAAGGUGUGCAGCGGAUGGAAGGACGCCGUCCGGAGCGUGGCCGUGAGGGAAGGAGUCAGGAGUCACUGCUGUGUAGGGUGGAGCUGAAGGCCUAGCAUGGGGCAGGUCUUUUUUUUUUUUUUCUUUCUUUUUUUUUUUCUUUUUUCUUUUUUCCCUGUGCUGGUUGCCACAUCUUAGCAAGCACCAAAAACAAAACAAAACAGCAACAACAAGGAUAGCGGUUUCCACACUGCUAUCGACAUAAAGGAAAGCAUAAAAUCCAGUGCUUCUGCAUACUGUGUUAUGUUACAGUCCAGUUUUGUGUGCUUUACUACACGGUUUGGUUACAGGACUUCUGUGCAUUGUAAACAUAAACAGCAUGGAAAAGGUUAAAUACCUGUGUGCAGAUUGUAAGAUCUGGUCCGGACUUGCUGUGUAUAUUGUAACGUUAAAUGAAAAAGAACCCCCUUUGUAUUAUAGUCAUGCGGUCUUAUGUAUGAUAAACAGUUGAAUAAUUUGUCCUCAGA